This is a messenger RNA of Pistacia vera, 5768 nucleotides long. RefSeq names its product clathrin heavy chain 1. Gene Ontology annotation, molecular function: structural molecule activity; clathrin light chain binding. Bases 273 to 5369 code for a protein of 1698 amino acids. Lineage: Eukaryota; Viridiplantae; Streptophyta; Magnoliopsida; Sapindales; Anacardiaceae. The transcript has 30 exons. Gene Ontology annotation, cellular component: clathrin coat of trans-Golgi network vesicle; clathrin complex; plasma membrane. Gene Ontology annotation, biological process: receptor-mediated endocytosis; intracellular protein transport. The record is from RefSeq and is a predicted model, not a curated record.
UUAUUAAUUAAUUAAAUUACAUUCCUCUUUUCGCUUCGGUUCUUAGUAGUGUGUUUGAGUACCGUAGAUAAGAAUAUAAAUAAGAUCUCUCUUUCUUUGCUUUUCUUAUAAUCCCAUUUCUCUCCUUUCCUCUCUCUAGAUCUCCCUUCUAGGUUUUAAUCGCUGCUCUAGAUCUCGCAGCGGUUUGAAUCUCGAGUGUUUGACUCGAGAAAUUGAACAUUAAUCUCUACGUAGAUCUCAGAUUCGUCAAUUCUCAGCCGAUCUGAUCCACCAUGGCGGCUGCCAACGCUCCGAUCUCCAUGAAGGAGGUCUUAACUUUGCCGAGUAUUGGGAUCAAUCCGCAACAUAUUACGUUCACAAAUGUUACGAUGGAAUCGGACAAGUAUAUAUGUGUUCGGGAAACAUCGCCGCAGAAUAGUGUUGUGAUUGUCGAUAUGAAUAUGCCAAUGCAGCCGUUGAGACGGCCUAUCACGGCGGACUCAGCACUUAUGAAUCCUAAUACUAGAAUCCUUGCUCUGAAAGCUCAACUACCGGGGACCACCCAAGAUCACUUACAAAUAUUUAACAUUGAGUUGAAAGCAAAAAUCAAAUCACACCAGAUGCCUGAGCAAGUUGUCUUUUGGAAGUGGAUUAGCCCCAAGCUGUUGGGUAUGGUCACUCAGACCACCGUAUAUCAUUGGUCAAUUGAAGGUGAUUCUGAGCCGGUUAAGAUGUUUGAUAGAACAGCUAACUUGGCCAACAAUCAGAUAAUAAACUACAAAUGUGACCCUUCUGAAAAGUGGUUGGUUUUGAUUGGAAUUGCUCCUGGGUCAGCUGAGAGGCCACAAUUGGUUAAAGGGAACAUGCAACUUUUCUCUGUGGAUCAACAGCGUAGCCAAGCACUUGAAGCACAUGCUGCAUCAUUUGCCCAAUUUAAGGUUCCAGGGAAUGAGAAUCCUUCUGUUCUUAUUUCCUUUGCCACUAAAUCUUUCAACUCUGGUCAGAUUACAUCAAAGCUGCAUGUUAUUGAGCUUGGUGCCCAGCCAGGAAAGCCAGCUUUUUCAAAGAAACAGGCAGAUCUUUUCUUUCCCCCUGAUUUUGCUGAUGACUUUCCAGUGGCAAUGCAGAUAUCCCACAAGUACAGUUUGAUAUAUGUUAUCACCAAGCUUGGGCUACUGUUUGUUUAUGAUUUGGAGACUGCUGCUGCUGUAUACAGAAAUAGAAUUAGUCCUGAUCCAAUAUUUUUGACAGCUGAAGCUUCAUCAGUGGGUGGUUUUUAUGCCAUCAAUAGGCGAGGCCAGGUUUUGCUAGCUACUGUGAAUGAAGCAACAAUAGUGCCUUUUGUUAGUGGCCAAUUAAAUAAUUUGGAACUUGCAGUUAAUCUUGCCAAAAGAGGAAACCUUCCUGGUGCAGAGAAUCUGGUUGUGCAGCGUUUCCAAGAGCUGUUUGCACAAACAAAGUAUAAAGAGGCUGCUGAACUUGCUGCAGAGUCUCCUCAGGGACUACUCCGCACACCUGACACAGUGGCCAAGUUUCAGAGUGUUCCUGUGCAAGCUGGACAAACACCACCUUUGUUGCAGUACUUUGGGACACUUUUAACAAGAGGAAAGCUCAAUGCAUUCGAGUCGUUGGAAUUAUCUCGUCUUGUUGUGAACCAGAACAAAAAGAAUCUUCUGGAGAACUGGUUGGCUGAGGACAAGUUGGAGUGCAGUGAGGAACUUGGAGACCUUGUGAAGACUGUGGAUAAUGAUCUUGCGCUGAAAAUAUAUAUAAAAGCUAGAGCAACCCCAAAAGUUGUUGCUGCUUUUGCGGAACGCAGGGAAUUUGACAAAAUUCUCAUUUACUCGAAGCAGGUUGGGUAUACGCCUGACUAUUUGUUUCUUCUGCAAACAAUUCUCCGUACAGAUCCUCAGGUAUUUUUUAUUUUUUGGUGUUUCCAUUCAUUUUACCUUUGUCUGGAAUCUUAUUUGAAUAAUAGGAACCUGAUCCGUGAAGCAACAGCCUUCCUAUUGGACGUUUUGAAGCCAAAUCUGCCUGAACAUGGUUAUCUUCAAACAAAGGUCUUGGAAAUCAAUCUUGUAACUUUUCCGAAUGUUGCUGAUGCUAUUUUGGCCAAUGGAAUGUUCAGCCACUAUGAUCGUCCUCGAAUUGCCCAACUUUGUGAAAAAGCUGGUCUCUAUAUGCGAGCUUUACAACAUUACACAGAGUUACCGGAUAUUAAGCGCGUUAUUGUCAACACUCAUGCAAUUGAGCCACAGUCACUUGUUGAAUUUUUUGGUACUCUUUCACGGGAAUGGGCUUUGGAGUGCAUGAAGGACCUUUUACUUGUUAAUUUAAGAGGCAACCUUCAGAUUAUUGUGCAGACUGCCAAAGAAUACUGUGAGCAAUUGGGUGUUGAUGCAUGCAUAAAACUUUUUGAGCAAUUUAAGUCAUAUGAGGGGCUGUACUUUUUCCUGGGGUCAUAUUUGAGUUCAAGUGAGGAUCCUGAUAUACACUUCAAGUACAUAGAGGCAGCUGCUAAAACUGGACAGAUAAAGGAGGUGGAGCGAGUGACAAGAGAAUCAAAUUUCUAUGAUGCUGAAAAGACGAAGAACUUUUUGAUGGAAGCGAAGCUUCCUGAUGCUAGGCCACUGAUUAAUGUUUGUGACCGUUUCGGUUAUGUUCCAGAUUUGACACACUACCUGUACACAAACAACAUGCUUCGCUACAUUGAAGGUUAUGUUCAGAAGGUGAAUCCAGGGAAUGCUCCAUUAGUUGUGGGGCAGCUAUUGGAUGAUGAAUGCCCAGAAGAUUUUAUUAAAGGCCUCAUUCUUUCUGUCCGUUCUUUGCUUCCAGUUGAGCCCCUUGUUGAAGAAUGUGAAAAGAGGAAUCGUCUUCGUUUACUCACUCAGUUCUUGGAGCAUCUUGUAAGUGAAGGAAGCCAAGAUGUUCAUGUCCACAACGCUCUGGGUAAAAUCAUCAUUGACAGCAAUAACAAUCCAGAGCACUUCCUGACUACUAACCCAUACUACGACUCAAGGGUGGUGGGUAAGUAUUGUGAGAAGCGGGAUCCAACCCUGGCAGUCGUUGCUUACCGCAGAGGACAAUGUGAUGAUGAGCUCAUCAAUGUCACUAAUAAGAACUCUCUAUUUAAGCUGCAAGCCAGAUAUGUGGUUGAAAGGAUGGAUGCUGAUCUUUGGGAGAAGGUUCUUAAUCCUGAGAAUUCCUUCAGAAGACAGCUCAUUGAUCAAGUUGUAUCUACGGCUUUGCCAGAGAGCAAGAGUCCAGAACAAGUUUCGGCUGCUGUUAAAGCUUUUAUGACUGCUGAUCUGCCCCAUGAACUUAUUGAACUUUUGGAAAAGAUUGUGCUGCAAAAUUCUGCUUUCAGUGGAAACUUCAACUUGCAAAACCUGCUUAUCUUGACGGCUAUUAAGGCUGAUCCUUCUAGAGUCAUGGAUUAUAUUAAUAGAUUAGAUAACUUUGAUGGACCUGCAGUAGGGGAAGUGGCUGUUGAAGCCCAAUUAUAUGAAGAAGCAUUUGCAAUUUUCAAGAAGUUCAAUUUGAAUGUUCAGGCUGUCAAUGUUUUGUUGGAUAAUAUUCGAAGCAUCGAACGGGCUGUGGAGUUUGCAUUCCGGGUCGAAGAAGAUGCAGUUUGGAGCCAGGUGGCAAAGGCUCAACUCAGGGAGGGGCUGGUGAGUGAUGCAAUUGAGUCAUUUAUUCGUGCUGAUGAUUCUACUCAGUUCCUAGAUGUUAUUCGUGCUGCUGAGGAUGCAGACGUAUACCAUGACUUGGUGAGGUACCUUCUAAUGGUUAGGCAGAAGGUAAAAGAGCCCAAGGUGGAUAGUGAGCUCAUUUAUGCAUAUGCAAAGAUUGAUAGGCUGGGUGAUAUUGAAGAAUUUAUUCUCAUGCCAAAUGUUGCUAAUCUUCAAAAUGUGGGUGAUCGCUUGUACGACGACACCCUCUAUGAGGCUGCAAAAAUAAUAUAUGCAUUUAUAUCUAACUGGGCGAAGUUGGCCGUCACACUUGUGAAGCUGCAACAAUUCCAAGGUGCUGUUGAUGCAGCACGAAAAGCCAACAGUGCAAAGACAUGGAAGGAAGUUUGCUUUGCUUGUGUUGAUGCAGAGGAGUUCCGUUUGGCUCAAAUUUGUGGGCUCAACAUUAUUGUACAGGUUGAUGACCUGGAAGAAGUCAGUGAAUAUUACCAGAACAGAGGAUAUUUCAAUGAAUUAAUCUCUCUCAUGGAGAGUGGUUUAGGUUUGGAACGUGCACAUAUGGGCAUUUUCACUGAGUUGGGAGUUCUUUAUGCCAGAUAUCGUUACGAAAAGCUUAUGGAGCACAUCAAAUUGUUUUCCACGCGUCUCAAUAUUCCCAAGCUUAUCCGAGCUUGUGAUGAACAGCAGCAUUGGAAGGAACUUACCUAUUUGUACAUCCAGUAUGACGAGUUUGAUAAUGCUGCCACUACAAUCAUGAACCAUUCCCCCGAAGCUUGGGAUCACAUGCAGUUCAAAGAUGUUGCAGUCAAAGUUGCUAAUGUGGAGUUGUAUUAUAAGGCUGUUCACUUCUACUUGCAAGAGCAUCCUGAUCUUAUCAACGACCUGCUCAAUGUGCUUGCUCUGCGUGUGGACCAUACACGUGUUGUUGACAUUAUGCGAAAGGCUGGUCAUCUGCUCCUUGUGAAGCCAUAUAUGGUUGCAGUUCAGAGCAACAACGUUUCUGCUGUGAAUGAGGCUUUGAAUGAGAUUUACGUAGAGGAGGAGGACUAUGAGAGAUUGCGUGAAUCAAUUGAUAUGCAUGAUAACUUUGAUCAAAUAGGCCUUGCUCAGAAGAUUGAGAAACAUGAGCUUUUGGAAAUGAGACGUGUUGCUGCUUAUAUAUACAAGAAAGCUGGCAGAUGGAAGCAGUCUAUUGCACUGUCAAAGAAAGACAACCUUUACAAAGAUGCCAUGGAGACAGCCUCGCAAUCUGGUGACCGUGAACUUGCUGAGGAGUUGCUUGUUUAUUUCAUUGAACAGGGAAAGAAGGAAUGCUUUGCAUCGUGCCUCUUUGUUUGUUACGAUUUGAUUCGUGCCGAUGUUGCUCUUGAACUUGCCUGGAUGAACAACAUGGUUGACUUUGCCUUCCCAUAUCUGUUGCAGUUUGUCCGUGAAUACACAGGCAAAGUUGAUGAACUUGUGAAGGACAGAAUUGAGCAGCAAAUUGAAGUCAAGACUAAAGAGAAGGAAGAGAAGGACGUAAUUGCACAGCAGAAUAUGUAUGCUCAGUUGCUGCCUCUUGCUUUGCCUGCACCACCAAUGCCUGGUAUGGGAGGAGGGCCAUCAAUGGGAGGAGGUUUUGCGCCACCACCACCCAUGGGUGGCAUGGGAAUGCCUCCAAUGCCACCUUUUGGCAUGCCUCCAAUGGGUAGCUACUAACUUGGCGGUUGUAGUGAAAAUUAGGAGUGAUUCCUCGGUGGUUGGAGAGAGAGAAUGACCGCAGCAGCAGGUUAUGGCUUUCCAUUGAGUGGUGUUUCCGCAGGCAUUGAAGCCGUCAUUGGUUUUUUGUGUUCCUUUGUCUUAUGGUGAGGGUCUAGUCGAAAUAACAUGGCAUUUUUUUGUAUUAGGUGUGUGGAUAUGUGUUGUAAUAUUUUUUUUUGGGUAGCAGAGGCAUUUUUUGGCUGCUGUAGAGAGUAUGCCGAGGAUUUCCUGCUUUGUACUAUUUUUCUUGAGGUCCAAAAUUGACCCGGAUUAUAUAUGUCAAACUACUCGGUGCAGGAUAAGUGCCAAUUAGAUAUGUUCUGCCGUUGUUUUUAAUCUUAAUUUUCUCUCAAAUUA